AUGCUCUGGGGUAUCAGCUGCCGGGGCAGCACGGCCCAACCCCCGGUGCCUCACUGCACCCCAGGACUAUCGGGGCGCCCCUUCCCAGGGCCGACAAAAUCUCUGCUGAGGUUUGAAGCCCUGUGCCCUUUGACGUUAUUUCCAGGAAAUUACCACGACCUGUACCAGUGGUCAGUGGAGUCCUAUGCAGACUUCUGGGCCGAAUUCUGGACAUUCAGCGGCAUCGUGUCUUCGCGCAUGUAUGACGAGGUGGUGGACCCCUCCAAGGGGGUGGCGGACGUCCCCGAGUGGUUCGCGGGCAGCCGUCUGAACUACGCGGAGAACCUGCUGCGGCACCGGGAGAAUGACAAGGUCGCCCUCUACGUGGCCAGGGAGGGCAGGGAGGAGAUCGUGAAGGUGACCUUUGAGGAGCUGCGGCAGCAGGUGGCGUUGUUCGCGGCCGCGAUGCGGAAAAUGGGCGUGAGGAAAGGAGACCGGGUCGUGGGGUACCUGCCCAACAGCGAGCACGCCGUGGAGGCCAUGCUGGCCGCAGCGAGCAUCGGCGCCAUCUGGAGCGCCACAUCCCCCGACUUCGGGGUGAAUGGUGUCCUGGACCGGUUUUCCCAAAUCCAGCCGAAGCUCAUCUUCUCCGUGGAGGCGGUGGUGUACAACGGCAAGGUGCACGGCCACCUGGACAAGCUGCAGGAGGUGGUGAAAGGGCUGCCGGACUUGGAGAAGGUGGUGGUGAUCCCGUACGUCGCCCCCCGGGAGGAGGUGGACAUCUCCAAGGUCCCCGACAGCGUGUUCCUGGAUGACUUCCUGGCGACCGGGAAAGGGGACCAGGCGCCCCAGCUGGAGUUCGAGCAGCUGCCCUUCAGCCACCCACUGUUCAUCAUGUUCUCCUCGGGCACCACCGGCGCGCCCAAGUGCAUGGUGCACUCCGCGGGGGUAGGGCUCCCCCCGGCUCCCUGUUCUCCCACCGACCCCGUCCUCCCACCGCACCCCGUGGGCUGGAUGAUGUGGAACUGGAUGGUGUCCGCGUUGGCCACGGGCGCCUGCUGCCGGCUUCGCGCUCACCGCCCAGCCCGAGGUCAGCCGCGCUCUGGACCGUCCUCAUUAGCUGAGCUGAGUCUCCGGGUUGGCAUCACCAUCCUGGGAACCGGGGCCAAGUGGCUGUCGGUGCUGGAGGAGAGAGACCUGAAGCCAGCUGAAACGCACAGUCUGCAGACGCUGCACACGAUCCUGUCCACGGGCUCCCCGCUCAAAGCGCAGAGCUACGAGUACGUGUACACGUGCAUCAAGAGCAGCGUCCUGCUGGGCUCCAUCUCAGGCGGCACCGACAUCAUCUCCUGCUUCAUGGGCCAGAACGUCUCUCUCCCCGUCUACAGAGGCGAGAUCCAGGCCCGCAACCUGGGCAUGGCCGUGGAGGCCUGGGACGAGGCAGAGCUGUCGGGCAGGGCUUUCUGGGGCGGAAUGGUUCGGGCGCCGGCCACCCGCACAGACGCACACCUCCGGGCGCCUUGCCCUGAGCAGGAGGCCGCCUCUGCCGCCGCAGGUGUCUGGGCGCACGGCGACUACUGCAAGAUCAACCCCAAGACGGGGGGCAUCAUCAUGCUGGGCCGCAGUGACGGCACGCUCAACCCCAACGGAGUGCGCUUCGGCAGCUCGGAGAUCUACAACAUCGUGGAAGCCUUUGAGGAGGUGAGCGACAGCCUGUGCGUCCCGCAGCACAACCAGGACGGCGAGGAGCGCGUGGUGCUCUUCCUGGGCAUGGAGGUGGACGAAUGGCGGCAACAGACCGUCCCAGAUCGUGGGAUUUUCCUGGUGAGUUUCCCGCCAAUGAGCAGCCCCGGAUUAGUGGAAUUCUGCGUCGGCAUUAGGAGCACGUUUUAG
Molecule: messenger RNA, 1872 nt
Organism: Myotis brandtii (Brandt's bat)
Lineage: Eukaryota; Metazoa; Chordata; Mammalia; Chiroptera; Vespertilionidae
Gene: AACS
Product: acetoacetyl-CoA synthetase
Exons: 18
Coding region: 1-1872 (623 amino acids)
Biological process (GO): positive regulation of insulin secretion; lipid metabolic process
Cellular component (GO): cytosol
Molecular function (GO): acetoacetate-CoA ligase activity
Source: RefSeq, a predicted model, not a curated record